Stylonychia lemnae is the source of this 945-nucleotide messenger RNA. The record is from the annotation of a GenBank genome assembly. NCBI's taxonomy places the organism in Eukaryota, Ciliophora, Spirotrichea, Sporadotrichida, Oxytrichidae.
AUGGCAUAUCAUGAAGCGAGACCUUUUAUGUUUGAUGAUAAAAUUAAGAGGUCUUCGAGUUGUUCAACAGAAUAUGGAAAUCUGAGCGGGCACUCAUUGUUUGCUGCAAGUUAUAAUAUGUUCGUGUUUUUAGAUUUUUAUUAUGGCUAAUUCAAGGGGAAAAAAUUUUCUUCAAUUGGCUACUAUACGAGUUUAUUCUUCGCUAUAUCAUUAUUCAUUGCUAUUGGUAUAUCUAGAUUUUACUUAAAUGCCCACACUAUAAACUAGAUUAUUUAUGGAUGGACUUUUGGAAUAUGGCUAGCCUUUUACUUUCACUUUUGCCUUAGAGAGCCAAUGAUGAAUAAUGUUAAACUGAUUGUAGAAGAUAAAAUGAAUUUAGGAAAAAGAUAAAUAUUCUCAUACAUUGCUGUUGCUUCUGUAGUAUUUAUUUGUGAAUUCAUGUCUCAAAUUGCCACUUUUCUGAUUGUUGAUAAAGUAUUUACACCUGAUCCAAAAUGGAUUAUUAACAUAAUUACAAAAUGUGGUAAGGAUCCAAAAAAUGAUAAUUCCACGUUAAAUUACAAAUAGGUGGUAUAUUCUGGAAUACCAGUGGCUUUUUAUGGAGCUUAUAUAGGAUUAUUUAUUUCAAGAAAAUUGAUGGGCCCUACCAGUGAAAAUGUUUAGAAAACAUCAUAAUGGUGGAAGUUUAUACUAAGGUAUAUUGUAGUAGCAGUUAUUGGAAUUCCAGCAAUAGUAUUAUUUUUUUUCCUUCCUUGGAAAAUCAAUCUUGGUAUAUUGAUAGUGUUCAAAACAUUAGUGCCAAUAUUUUACGCUUCUUUAGCAAUAUAUGCCUUAAGCUACCCCAUAUUUAAGCGAUUUAAAUUAUUGAGUACAGUCUCUGAAUAGCAGCAUAUUCCAGCAGAUAAGAGUAUUGACGACUUGCAAGAAUCUCCACUGAGUAAUUGA